Betta splendens (Siamese fighting fish) is the source of this 1975-nucleotide messenger RNA. RefSeq names its product cellular communication network factor 1 (gene ccn1). Gene Ontology annotation, molecular function: protein binding. Gene Ontology annotation, biological process: signal transduction. The record is from RefSeq and is a predicted model, not a curated record. Lineage: Eukaryota; Metazoa; Chordata; Actinopteri; Anabantiformes; Osphronemidae. The coding region runs from base 159 to 1298 and encodes 379 amino acids. Gene Ontology annotation, cellular component: extracellular region. The transcript is spliced from 5 exons.
ACGGCGUUACCGAGAGCUGCGCCUGCUUCACACUAGAGACGAGCAGAGAGCCGCGUCCAGACGACUCGCUGAGGGAAUACCUGCGAACACGCGCUUGUUGACUUUUCCUACACCUGGGACAGGAACCUGCUGGAACGCGCACACGGUUUUUAUCCAAGAUGCUGAUGCUCACUGUUGUUGUCGCCUUCCUCGGAAGCCUCGGCUUGGUCCUCUCCUCCUCCUCCCCCUCCUCAUCCUCGUGCCCCGCCGUGUGCGAGUGCCCGCUGGAGAUGCCCAAGUGCGCGCCCGGCGUGAGCGUCGCGCUGGACGGCUGCGGCUGCUGCAAAGUCUGCGCCCGGCAGCUGAACGAGGACUGCAGCCUGACGGAGCCCUGCGACCACACCAAAGGGCUGGAGUGCAACUACGGAGCCAGCUUCACGGGCGCCACCGCUCGUGGCAUCUGCCGAGCCAAGCUGGAGGGCCGGCCCUGCGAGUACAACAGCCGGAUCUACCAGAACGGAGAGAGCUUCCAGCCCAACUGCAAGCACCAGUGCACGUGCAUCGACGGGGCCGUGGGCUGCGUCCCGCUCUGCCCCCAGGAGCUCUCCCUGCCCAACCUGGGCUGCGCCAACCCCCGGCUGGUGAAGGUGGCCGGCAAGUGCUGCGAGGAGUGGGUGUGCGACGACGGCAGGGACACCGACGUCCUGGAGAAGAUAUUUGGGAAAGAGCUACUGGCCGACGAGCUGGAACGAGACCUGACCAACAGGAACGAGCUCAUCGCAAUAGUCAAGGGCGGACUCAAGUCUCUACCUGCAUUCAGACCACAGCCCGAGGUCCACAUGUUUGACAGUCAGAAGUGCAUCAUUCAAACCACGCCCUGGUCCCCGUGCUCCAAGAGCUGCGGAACCGGCAUCUCCUCCAGAGUCACCAACAACAACGCUGAGUGCAAGCUGGUCAAAGAGACCCGAAUCUGUGAAGUGCGACCGUGCACCCAGUCGCCCUACUCCAGUCUGAAGAAAGGAAAGAAGUGCAGCAGAACCAAGAAGUCCAGUCAGCCCGUGAAGUUCACCUACGCCGGCUGCUCCAGCCUGAAGAAGUACCGGCCCAAGUACUGCGGCGCCUGCGUGGACGGCCGCUGCUGCAGCCCCCACGACACCAGAACCAUCCGCGUCAAGUUCCGCUGCGAGGACGGCGAGACCUUCAACAAGAACGUCAUGAUGAUCGAGUCCUGCAAGUGCACGUACAACUGCCCCCACGCCAGCGAGGCCGCCUUCCCCUUCUACCGCCUCUCCAACGACAUCCACAAGUUCAGGGACUGAUCGGCCCAGAGCCGCGGUCUGCGUCAUUGGCAGCCAAUGGCAGUGCAGAUGAAUGCAGGGGUUCCAACAGACCACCAAUCAACUGCCAGCUUCUUGUUGUAACUAGAUUCCCAAGGAAUUGUGGGCUUACAUCACGAGGACUUAUUGAAGUGCACUGUUUGCUGCGACGACGGCAGCAUUCUGAAUAAGAACUGCUUCAUAUUAAUGGAGCCUAUCGAGUAGCUUCGUUAUGGAGCCGGUUGUAAUUAAGAUUUGUACAUGUAAGUUAGUCGCUGAUAUCAAUUCACUGUGUAUAUUUUGAUCCUUUGCAUCAGACGUGACCCAGACUCCAGAUAUGUGGAUAUGCACAUGCGCAACUUCAAUUAGUCUAACGUCCUGUAUCUUAGGAGCAAGACGCAGAAACCCAAGUGUAACCUAUGGACUUGUUUGACAAGUGUGCAGUUUCAUUCCUUCCUGACGUGGGCAUUACUGUUCAUGUUUACUGGCAGCUAUCGAUCCCUUCACGAAAAAGACAAAGCAGAACAUCAAAAGGAUGAAUGAAUGUUUGGAUUAUUGUUAUUAAUAUUAUUUAUCAAAAGCCGUAGCUUCUUUAUUUGGAUAUUAUGUGUCAUACUGGAAUAAAUUGUAAAAUGAUUUAAUUUUAUAUGCUACAAAUUAAACAGUUUAUUUAUAAAGGA